AUGUCGGCCACAACAGUCACGAAGAAGCGCAAGAGCAUCGGCGACUCUGCACCUGCUACGAAGAAAAUCAAGACGGCAAAAUCCGAGGUCAAACCUGCACCACUCAAGUCUGCCUUGAAGAAGCCCAAAGAUGAAGUCGCCUUGAAAAAGACGAAUGCGAAGGAGGCACCUAAAGCCAAGAAGACAGAGACAGCUGCGAAAGUGGUAAAGCCAAGGGCUGACGCAGUCGUGAAAGAAAAGAAGACCAAGAAGCCUAAGCCAGCCGCAGCAGAAGCUGCACCAGAACCCGCCGAAGAUGCACUCGCUCCCACGGAAGUCGACGAUGCUGGAGAAGGUGGAGCGGAACUCACCGAAGACCAAACCGCCGCCCUCAUAGCCGGCUUUUCCAGCAGCGAGGACGAAGCAUCCGAGGAUGAAGAGGCUGGGAUCGCCAUCUCAAAACUCCCCAAAGCCCCACGCAUUGGUGACAUCCAAAAGACGAUCAAGGACGCCGCCUCCAAAGACCCCGAGCAGACUCCCGGCGUAGUCUACAUCGGUCGCAUCCCACACGGUUUCUAUGAAAAGCAGAUGCGGGCCUACUUCUCCCAGUUUGGCGAGAUCUUGCACAUGCGACUCGCGCGCAACCACAAGACCGGGAAGAGUCAGCACUACGCUUUCCUCGAAUUCAAGAGUGGUGCCGUGGGCGAGAUCGUGGCCAAGACGAUGGAUAAAUAUUUAUUGUUCGGCCACAUCCUGCAAGUCCGCAUUGUUCCACGAGAGCAAGUGAAGGAGAACAUGUGGGAUGGCUCAGGGAAGAGGAAGAAGCCGGCGCCGAGGAAUCGGUUGGAGGGUAGUCAUCUGAAGAGGGGAUUGGUGAAGGAGGAUUGGGAGAAGAAGGUUGGGAAGGAGAACAAGAAGAGGAGUGAGAAGGCGGAGAAGUUGAGGGAGUUGGGGUAUGAGUUUGAUAUGCCUGUGGUGAAGUCUGUGGAUGAGGUUGACAUGGGUGCCGGUGCGAUUGAGGAGGCGCAGGCAGACGAGCCAAAGUUGCUGGAGGCCAGCGAGCCGGUGCCUGCUGCAGCAGAGCCGGUCUCGGAACCUGAAGCUGCUGCUGCUGCUGCGAAGAAAGCUACCAAGGCCAAUUCGAGCAAGAAGCGCAUGUCGACGGAUGCCAGCACCAGCACCAAGAAGGCGAAGAAGGUCAAGACUUAG
Molecule: messenger RNA, 1188 nt
Organism: Recurvomyces mirabilis
Lineage: Eukaryota; Fungi; Ascomycota; Dothideomycetes; Mycosphaerellales; Teratosphaeriaceae
Gene: NOP15
Product: nucleolar protein
Exons: 1
Coding region: 1-1188 (395 amino acids)
Biological process (GO): maturation of LSU-rRNA from tricistronic rRNA transcript (SSU-rRNA, 5.8S rRNA, LSU-rRNA)
Cellular component (GO): nucleolus
Molecular function (GO): RNA binding
Source: RefSeq, a predicted model, not a curated record